CAGUGAUUUUGGAGUCUAUAAAGCUGAUCGCUGCUGUUUGUCGUAAGAGGAGAUGUGAAAAACUGCUCAGAAACUGUAAUAGAGUGAACGUCUUCAGGUGAAACGCUGAACUCAACAAGGAUCUGUCCAUCAUAUCUGCUGGUUUCUUGAUGUCUGGAUCGAUGUUCUGGCUGAUUAUUCUCUUCAUCCACCUGAGCUCCGCGCUUCACUCUUCAGUGUUUCUGCAGAGGCGUGAUGCGGUCAGUGUGUUCAGGAUCAGGACUCGCAGAGCGAACACGUUUCUGGAGGAGAUGAAGCCCGGGAGUCUGGAGCGCGAGUGUUAUGAGGAGCUCUGCUCUCUGGAGGAGGCGGCCGAGAUCUUCCAGAGCAUGGAGAAGACGAUGGAGUUCUGGUACAGAUACAAGAAUCUGAAUCUGUGUCGCUUUAACCCGUGUCAGAAUGGAGGAAUGUGCAGAGAAAACCGCGGCUUACAGGAGUGUCUCUGUCCUCCACUAUACAGCGGCACAAACUGUGAAACAGAAGUGUCUGACUGUAAGUAUAAGAACGGCGGGUGUCUGCAUUACUGCAGUCAGUCUGAGACAGCAGGUGUGGAGUGCAGCUGUGCAGAUGGAUAUCAGCUGGAUGAAGAUGGACACAGCUGCAGUCCAGCAGUGCAGUAUCCCUGUGGGAAGCAGUGGACUGGAGGCAUCAUGUCACGCUCACUGGAUGAUGUAGGCCACACCAAUGCUGAUCAUGCAAACCACACCCACUCCUCAAUAAGCCCCUCCCAUCCAUUACAUCACAACAAGAGUGCCCUGGAAAACUCGACUCACCCAAACCAAACCGAACUCGCUUCACCAGACCAGCUAUUGGACCCAGGAAGUGACAUCAUGGGAGGAAAUGAAGACUCGCGUAUUGUUGGAGGGCAGCUGCAGCGACAGGGCGGGAGUCCAUGGCAGGUUCUUCUUCGGCGUGAGGAUGAGUAUGGUUUCUGUGGUGGUUCUCUGAUUAAUCAGCGCUGGGUGAUAACAGCAGCUCACUGUCUGCAGCAAACACCACACCACAUCACCAUCGGAGACUACGACAAAAUGCGCCCGGAUAAAGACGAGCAGAAGAUCACAGUGGAGAAGAUCAUCCCUCACCCUCACUAUCACGAGUACACCUUCGACAGUGACAUCGCACUGCUGUACCUGUCCUCCGCGGUGACCCUGGGCCCCUUCGCAUCUCCAGCCUGCCUUCCAGACGCAAACCUGGCGGAGCGUCUGAUGAAGCCCGGAGAGCAGGGUCUGGUGAGCGGAUGGGGCUCCACACACUUCCUGCAGCGCUCGUCCCGCUUCCUGCGCAAGGUGCAGCUUCCGGUGGUGGAGCAGAAGAGCUGCAUCAACUCCACCGAGCAGAUCAUCACCGAUAACAUGUUCUGUGCUGGAUUCCUGAUGGAGGAGAUGGACGCCUGCACUGGAGACAGCGGCGGGCCCUUUAUAGUCAACUACCGCGGCACCUGGUUCCUCACCGGUGUGGUCAGCUGGGGCGAGAGGUGCGCCGCGCAGGGGAAAUACGGCGUUUAUACUCGACUCGGAAACUAUUUAUCCUGGAUACAAGAGGAGAUGAGGAAAGAGGAAAAGCAGAGUGGCGUGACCACAGAGAACUUGACUUCUAGUUAAUCAUUUGUAAAAGUGUCAGA
Messenger RNA from Danio aesculapii, 1660 nucleotides. RefSeq names its product coagulation factor X. Gene Ontology annotation, cellular component: extracellular region. Gene Ontology annotation, molecular function: calcium ion binding; serine-type endopeptidase activity. The transcript has 9 exons. Gene Ontology annotation, biological process: proteolysis; blood coagulation. Bases 150 to 1640 code for a protein of 496 amino acids. NCBI's taxonomy places the organism in Eukaryota, Metazoa, Chordata, Actinopteri, Cypriniformes, Danionidae. The record is from RefSeq and is a predicted model, not a curated record.